Messenger RNA from Seminavis robusta, 1089 nucleotides. NCBI's taxonomy places the organism in Eukaryota, Bacillariophyta, Bacillariophyceae, Naviculales, Naviculaceae. The record is from the annotation of a GenBank genome assembly.
GUACCUCCUCUCCUCUGUGCAGAAGUUAGGAGGAGAGGAGAGAAUUUUUCUUCUGGAUGUUGAAACCUUACUCCCUCUCACAAUCCAAAAGACCUUUCAGUUUCAACCAUUUCACCCUCCCCUUUUCUUAACAAAGCUCCAUCCUCAACCAUGGAAUCCCAAAGAUCUGACUUUGUCAACAUGAACUCCGAGGCGGUGGCAAUGAUGUACCAAGGAGACAAGGAGGCGGCCGCCAGGCUAUUAUGGACUGCACUGGUUGGACUAAAGGGUCAGUUGGGCAAACCCAUGGAGUCACAACCAAAGGAAGAUGCCAGCAGAAGACGCGGUGACGCCGUUUCUGCUAAUGCCUCCGUUGACUGUGGAGCCGCACAAACAGAGACAGAAGACUUUGACAUGACCGACAUGGAAGCUGUAAGCCACGAAGCACCACCGUUGCUCCAAAGUGUUUCCAUUCCGUUCUGCGAGCUUUCCAUGCACUCAACAAGACGAAAUGAGAACAUCUUCUCAUUCUACCCAAGAGCCUUCACACUGGCGCAAGUCCCAGAGAACGAAGAGGACGCCACACGCUGCUGUUGCGUCGUUUUGUACAACCUUGCCCUGAUCCAACAUUCCCGGGCUCUUCAGAAAAAGGAAGGCGAAUGUCCUUGCCAGCUGUUGGCUCAUGCACGCUCCCUUUACAUGGGCGCCCACGACAUUGCCUGUGCUGGCUUGGGAGAAGACGACUGCCUCGACCUGUACUGCCUGCAACUGGCCUUGGCCAAUAACCUUGGCCACAUCCAUGGACACUCGCAUAACAAGGAGUAUGACUUCUCCAAGAUGUGCGACUGUCUGAACGGCUUGAUGGCAUUGAUUGCUUCCCCAAUGUCUCCUGACUGUGUAUCUGAUGAUGACUACGAGUUCUUCUACAUGAACCUUGUCACUUUUCAAGAGAACCCAGGGUUGUGCAUUGCACCCGCUGCAUAAGCUGCCCAGUUCACGUCAGAGUGAGUUACUGUUUUUUCACUUUGCAUCUGCACCAGUCAAGCGAUCUCCAUACUACUACUAGCCUACAUGUACAUAAAACAAAUUAGCAGUUAUGCUUCCACCUUU